Molecule: messenger RNA, 5356 nt
Organism: Bombina bombina (fire-bellied toad)
Lineage: Eukaryota; Metazoa; Chordata; Amphibia; Anura; Bombinatoridae
Gene: WNT4
Product: Wnt family member 4
Exons: 5
Coding region: 394-1449 (351 amino acids)
Biological process (GO): cell fate commitment; neuron differentiation; multicellular organism development
Cellular component (GO): extracellular region
Molecular function (GO): frizzled binding; cytokine activity
Source: RefSeq, a predicted model, not a curated record
GGCAGGAGGCGCACUCAGCGGGCACUCUGCUCUAGCCGUGAUACUGACUGAGAGCUGCUGUCAGCAGCUAGAGGGCGCUGUUCUGCCGUAUGCCACCUGCGCCUCAACUCCCAUAACCAAGGGGACACUCUGGUGACAGGGAGACCACCUACACCCAGCUGUCCCCUGGCUCCUUAAUAACAUUUCCCUAGUGACCUGCUCCUGCUGCACUUUAAAUCUGGAUACAACACCCCAGGAGCAACAGGGCACCUUAUAUCUGCCUCUGAUCACACUUGGAUGUUUUACUAAUUUCCUAUCACUGGACAGUAAGGGAGACUACUGAGGAGCUAUUACAGGCAAUUGUAUUUUACUACUUUUAUUUUCUUCUCCACAUUUUGGAUUCCCCCUAUCAGGAUGACCCCAGAAUACUUCUUGAGGUCUUUGUUGAUGAUGAUUUUAGCUGUCUUCUCUGCUAAUGCUAGCAACUGGCUGUACUUAGCUAAGCUGUCAUCAGUCGGAAGCAUUUCAGAAGAAGAGACUUGUGAGAAAUUGAAAGGGUUAAUUCAGCGUCAGGUACAAAUGUGCAAAAGGAAUCUUGAAGUUAUGGAUUCCGUUCGGCGUGGAGCGCAGCUGGCCAUAGAAGAAUGUCAGUACCAAUUUAGGAACCGACGAUGGAAUUGCUCAACUUUGGACACACUACCUGUCUUUGGAAAAGUGGUGACUCAAGGAACUAGAGAGGCUGCUUUUGUGUAUGCAAUUUCUUCAGCGGGAGUGGCGUUUGCAGUGACCCGGGCGUGUAGCAGUGGCGACCUAGACAAAUGCGGCUGUGACAGGACAGUGCAUGGGGUCAGCCCACAAGGUUUCCAGUGGUCGGGCUGCUCAGACAACAUUGCGUAUGGUGUAGCAUUCUCACAGUCAUUUGUAGACGUAAGAGAAAGAAGCAAAGGUGCGUCAUCUAGCCGCGCUCUCAUGAAUCUCCAUAACAAUGAGGCAGGACGCAAGGCUAUAUUGAGCAAUAUGCGAGUCGAAUGCAAGUGUCAUGGUGUUUCUGGAUCCUGUGAGGUGAAGACCUGCUGGAAAGCCAUGCCUCCUUUCCGAAAAGUUGGGAAUGUUCUGAAGGAAAAAUUUGAUGGGGCUACAGAAGUAGAGCAGAAAAAGAUCGGUUCCACCAAAGUUUUAGUGCCUAAAAAUUCCCAGUUCAAGCCACAUACAGAUGAAGACCUCGUUUACUUAGAUUCCAGUCCAGAUUUCUGCGAUCACGACGUAAAGAAUGGUGUGCUAGGCACAACUGGACGGCAGUGUAACAAGACUUCAAAAGCUAUUGAUGGCUGUGAGCUUAUGUGUUGUGGACGAGGGUUCCACACAGAAGAAGUGGAAAUAGUAGAGAGGUGCAGCUGCAAAUUCCACUGGUGUUGUUUUGUUAAAUGCAAACAAUGCCAUAAAGUGGUCGAAAUGCACACAUGUCGGUGAUCUAUAUGGAAGGAAUAACUCAUUUCACUGUAAAAGACAAUUUGGAUCUUUCCUCACUACCACUGUCAUUCCUUCCAUCAGGACAGAGGAAGCUCCACAGACUGCAAAAAAUGAUAGAGAGGGACGGAAAGAUUUUUUAAAAAAAUAUUUAAGGUCCCAGGAUAUCAUAAUUGUAUAUUUGUGUCUUUGUUCUUAUUUAUUGCUGAUAAACAAUGGUGAUGUGGGUCAGUACUUCCCAUCUACAUGUGGUGGAAAUUAUUUUUUUGUUGCUGCUUCUACAGGGAUGGGGAAGGAGGAUUGACCCACAAAACUGCUGAAGGAACAAAGCUCCUACAUUAUACAAAAUAUAAAAACAACAACAACAAACAAAGUUAGGCAAGCGGAUUUAGGAUAACCCACUAUCCACCUUGUUAUUCCAGUGACAUUUAACUAACUUCCACCAAAUGACCAAAAGAACUAAUAAAUAACUUCAAUAUAUUUUUAAAUGAAAACAAAAAUUAGUAGCAUAGGUAUUUUAUAUCUAUAUCAAUGUGUAUAAAAAUAUAUAUUCUCAUUUUGUAUUACAAAUAUUUCUGGACAAGGAAGAUUGUUAGGCCAAGUAUAAGGUCUAUGAACAGGUUUUGUGCUAUUUGCUCAUUCCUUGAUGGAAGACAGACGAUGGACAUAGCUGCAUGGUAACAUGAACCAGUCAUUGACCUUUAAGUGUGUUUCCUGCUGAAUCCUGUUGGGUUAUACCAGGCAAAAGAAUUUUGGCACUGGACAACCAGCCGUCUUUGUGCUGAAGUUAAAAUGUUGGAAAGGGUAUAAUUUGUUUCAUGUUGUUUUUUUUUUUUCUCGUAGUAUUGUGUUUAUACUUUUUGGCUGUUCUUUUUUACAGUAAGUCCCCAGGGUCCAAUUCAUGAAAUGAAUGGAAAAAAAAAAAAACUUGAAUAGACAAUUUUCUGGGAAUGAGCCAGGUUGGGUUCUCAGAUGAACAAAUUAAGAUAUAAAAAGAUACUAAUGAGCUCAAAUAUCAGUGCACAUUAACUUAUCCUUUUCUUUUUAAAUGGCACAAGUCCUUAGUCUCAAUCCAUUUCCCCUGCUGUAGAUCACAGGAUUAUGAAAAUUAUAUGAUUUAAUGUCACUUAUAAAACAAAAAAAACUUACAUUUUAAUAUGUCAUAGGUCUGUUUUUCUAUCCCAGGGUGCCGUUAUUAUAGUUUUCACUGCUAUGAUAAGUGAGGAGAGGAAAUAAACCAACAAAUAAAAAACAGAUAAAUAAUUAAAAACUCCCAGUAUUACCACUCACAUUAAGCACAUCCUUAAUAAUGACAUAAUAACAGUGACAGUGUUAGUGUCAAUUGAAUACUACUGACCUUAAAGGGACACUGAACCCACAUUUUUUUCUUUCAUGAUUCAGAUAGAGCAUGCAAUUUUCAGCAACUUUCUAAUUUACUCCUAUUAUUAAAUUUUCUUUGUUCUCUUGCUAUAUUUGAAACAAAAAAAAAGCUUAGAUGCCUUCUUUUUAAAAUAGACACUCUGGAUAGCACUUUUUUAUUGGUGGAUGAAUUUAUCCACCAAUCAGCAAGAACAACCCAGGUUGUUCACCAAAAAUGGGCCGGCAUCUAAACUUACAUUCUUGUAUUUCAAAUUAAGAUACCAAGAGAAUGAAGAAACUUUGAUAAUAGGAGUAAAUUAGAAAGUUGCUUAAAAUGUCAUGCUCUAUCUGAAUCACAAAAGAAAACAUUUGGGUUCAGUGUCCCUUUAAAUAAUUAGGUUCAUGCAAGUGUGUUACUUUUGUACAAUAAAACAUAAGGGGCAAUGCGCUAAUGAGGAAGUGUAGCUAUUUUUUAGUAUAAUCAUAAUUUGUCAUGUGGUGCAGACUUGUCUCUUAGGGCCUGAUAUUCAAAACCUUACACGCUCAGGUGAGAUAAUCUAAGAAAUCUCAUCGGUACGGCAAGGCUUUAAAAAAAAUAUUUAGAAACACAAAUUUUCUCUUGAGAAAUGAUUAUGUUGCUAUGUAGUGUUAUUUAUGUGAAACAGAGACUCCAACGUUACAAUACAAGAUUUUGCGUGAUUUCUCUCCAUGCUGGCGUGGUUUUGAAUAUCAGGCCCUUUCUAUGAAGCAUCUUGUGCAUCAAAAUGUCACCAUGAGCUUCAUUGCCAGCUGGCUAGUUUAUCUUAUCUCGUGCAAAACGGUUGCCGUGUUCUGUGCGUCACCCAGAAAAGUAGUUUAAUAAAUGCCUAUAUCUGAAACGUGAAAAAUAACGGCAACUUUACACUUCCUUACUAAAUUGCCCCUACAGUUAAAAUGAUUCAAGCUCUAUCCAGAAUAACACACAAUUGUUUUUGACUUUGGUUUGCUAAGUAACAUGUACCCCUAUCCAAACCCCUAUCCAAACCCCCCCCCCCCCCAGAAACGCUUAUCUCCUAUUGGACAGAGCUCAGUAGCUUGACCAAUAAAAUGGUGCAUACCCAGGGUGAAGUCUCUUUUAGCCCAAUCUCAAGAAUGCAUUGGUUUUGGCUUUUUCGUUUUUUGAUGUCCAGCAAUCUUUUCUGAUUUAAUUUUACAUUUCAACCCAGCCAUAUUAAAUUAAGACUUUUGUAAUGAAGUCCAUAUUUAUCCAUACCCAGAAAGUAGCCGAUUGUUAGCAUAACACUAAAUAAAUCAUAUAAAUACCUACUGCAUAGGUAAAAAAACAAACAAAUCCCAUGUAGAUGCAUUUAUCAAAACAUUAUGAACCACUAAGUAAUUGAUUAAAUAUAAUAUUUACAAAGCCAUAUCUAUUUGAAAUACUAAUAUAUGACUUUGGAAAUAAUGUGUUUGAUCAGUCAUAAGUCCACAUGACCAAUCAUAUGGGCCCCGGCUGUGAAAGCAGCUUUGGGUCCACAGCAUUUCUGCUGCUUAACCUGUUUCGCCACCUAAAAGGAAUGAAAUCGUCCUGAGCCGAUCUGAUCAGGAUGAUUGACAGCCUCUGCUAGCAGCCGAUUGGACGUCAGCGAGCAGGGGGGCGGUAUUGCACAAAUAUUGUUAGUGCAAUGCUUAUGCAAUGUUAAAUGCGGACAGCACAUAUGAAUCAUGCCUGUCCGACUCCGACCUAUGGUACACGGAGCUCUAUGUGUAGACUUAUGAUGAAGUCUAUGAAAAUUUACAUUUGAAUAUUAAUAUUUAGAUAUUCAAUUUGAUAUUUAAAUGUAUUAUUCUGUAAUGGGAAAGUUAACAUUUGUUUGCCAAAAAAAAUGGAAUGCCCUAUGUUUAUCAAACAUGUUAUAUUUAGAACAGAUUUAUUAUUUUUAUCACAUGUGCCUAAACACAGUUAUAUGAUAGCAAUAAUAACAUUCACAUUAGAGUAUUUGCUUUUUGCAUUUUUAUGUCCCUUUAAAUAUCCCAUUUGCUUACGUUUUAUAAUAUUAAAGGGACAUGAAUACCAUUUUUUUUUUCUUUUAUCAGUCAGGUAAAUCGGACAAUUAAAAAAAGUUUAAAUUUACAUUUCUAUCAAACUUGCUUCAAAUAAUAUUCUUUGUUCAAGAGCAUACCUAAAUAGGUAGCAUGCACUUGUUUAGAGGACUAUAUAGCAGCACUUUGUGCAAACAUUGCUGCCAUCUAGUGGUCUUGCAAAUGUAUAAUAUUGUUAAAAGCAUUUUUCCAAAGCUGUUGCUAUAUAGUGCUCCAAAUUACCUACAUGCUUUUCAACAAAGAAUACAAAGAGAACUAAGGAAAUUUGAUAAUAGAAAUAAACUGGAAAGUUUUCAUAAAAUACUGAAUUUAAAAAUUUGAAUCACAAAAUAAAAAUGUACCCAAUUCACUCUGUGUGACACAGUAUGUACUGAGUGAUGUAUAUAGUAAUCACCUUUGGGUUUCCCUGGCAUGUUGCUUGCUAUGGAAUUCUCAAGAAUGACAUAAUUCUUAAUAAACCCUGGAGAACGUU